CGUUACGAUUCACAAAGCAUCUCCAAUUUUUAUUGCCUCUGCAAGCCCUAGAGCUCAGAUCCGACGAUAUCGAAGCUGAUCGCCAUGGAGUAUACCACUCGAAGAAGUCAAGGGGGCCUCUUUGAAGGUCUAUACAGGCUGGUCAUGCGCCGCAACUCCAUCUACGUCACCUUCGUCAUUGCCGGAGCUUUCGCCGGUGAACGGGCUGUUGAUUAUGGAGUUCGUAAGCUUUGGGAACACAACAAUGUUGGGAAACGUUAUGAAGACAUUCCAGUUUUAGGGCAAAGGCAAUCAGAGGAAUGAGUUGCAGUCCUUUUUCUUGCCAUUUUGAAGUUUCAUGUUGAAUAUUCGGAGCAAAGCAUUGAUGUAGUGUAGUUAUUUUUGCAAUAAGUGUAAUUUGUUUGGAUGCACCAGGCUUGUUACUAAACCAUUGUUUCCUACAGCUGUGCCUUGGGGGAUGGUAACACAAGCAUAAACUAUGUAUGGUUACAAUGAUUUGGCUGAAAACACUGAAUUGUUCAGUUUGAAUUCCUAAACAGAUUUCGUCCUUGUUUGUUUUCU
This is a messenger RNA of Manihot esculenta (cassava), 561 nucleotides long. RefSeq names its product cytochrome b-c1 complex subunit 9, mitochondrial. Bases 85 to 303 code for a protein of 72 amino acids. Gene Ontology annotation, biological process: mitochondrial electron transport, ubiquinol to cytochrome c. The transcript is spliced from 3 exons. The record is from RefSeq and is a predicted model, not a curated record. NCBI's taxonomy places the organism in Eukaryota, Viridiplantae, Streptophyta, Magnoliopsida, Malpighiales, Euphorbiaceae.